AUGUCACACUUUGUAUUCCAUAUGCUGGUGGUUCAGCAGAUGCACAUCGGGAAAGACAAUUUGCAAAAGGAUUCGUUCUUUUUCGGUUUGCCAUCUAUUGUCUAUGUGCUCUUCCUAUACUUGUCAUACGAUGUCGAAUGGUUGCUGCUUCCGUUGAGCAAAUUCUGGGAAUCAGAUCCAGAAUGGGCUCAGAAGACAUCCUUCGAAAUGGCCUUUGUGACUGAAAGAGCUGCUUGCAAGACUGUGCUGCAGGAUGCAACAUGCAUUCAGGAUGUGGCUGAUGCUAUUGCGCUGCAGUCACUAGACCGUGGUGUGGAAUUGCAGAGAGCUGAUAGCCUGACAACUAACAACGCUGCACGUCCGACUCGUAAUGCAUUUGUGCCGGAGGCUAGACAGCAAAAAGCGAAACAAGCUCACAUAAGUCGGCGACAAGUUGUGUCUGUGCCGGCACAAACACCAAGGAAUUAUUUUGUUGAACGUGCUUGGAUUUCUCGUCUCCUCAGCGACUCUCAAUUGGUGGCACAGGAUCGGAAGUGCCGCACUUUCUAUUUUGCUUGGGUGAUAUGGAUGUGCUUGACAUCCUUCAUGUGUUUGGCUGCUGUGGCAGCGGUAAUCCUUCAACUGAAAAAUGAUAUCGAAGACAUCAUUGCUGGUCAUGGAGAAGAAUAUAUUUGCGUUGCCAUCGUUGGGACAAAUGUCCUUGCCAUGAUUGUUGUGGCCUGCUACUAUGUGGGUGACCUGGUCUUUCCAUGAAUGCGGCAGUGCGGAUGAUGGGGGGCAUCCCAAAUUGUAUCUUUUUGAUGCCCCCCACACACACUGCACAGAAAGAAUUUGGGAUUUUGUAGGUUGCAGGAUGGUUCACCAUGGAUUGAGAUAGAAAUCUGUCUCAAACAUCACAAGAAAUUGGGCAGUGUGAAAUGCCUGAUCUUUUGUACUUCGAACAGUCUCCCACUUUUUGGCCAGGGUACGAAAAUCGCGAUGCCCCUGUACACUAAAUUGAUCUAAUUUGUGGCCUACAAGCCUGAGAAUGCAGAGCACUUGUGGUUGCAAACAUAGCUUCCACAUCACCUCAGCAAGUGUGGUGUCAAAGAGAGCAUCCAAAAAGCGUCACACGGGGACCCUGG
Messenger RNA from Cladocopium goreaui, 1124 nucleotides. NCBI's taxonomy places the organism in Eukaryota, Dinophyceae, Suessiales, Symbiodiniaceae. The record is from the annotation of a GenBank genome assembly.